Messenger RNA from Sitophilus oryzae (rice weevil), 1540 nucleotides. RefSeq names its product dnaJ protein homolog 1. Gene Ontology annotation, cellular component: cytosol. Bases 148 to 1200 code for a protein of 350 amino acids. The record is from RefSeq and is a predicted model, not a curated record. NCBI's taxonomy places the organism in Eukaryota, Metazoa, Arthropoda, Insecta, Coleoptera, Curculionidae. Gene Ontology annotation, biological process: negative regulation of transcription by RNA polymerase II. The transcript is spliced from 2 exons. Gene Ontology annotation, molecular function: protein-folding chaperone binding.
CUUUAAAUAAAAGCGGACGCGCGUCAAUGGGAGUGUAAUCGAGUGUAUUGUCCGAUCGAGAUUCGAGAAGAACGUUAGUGAAGCGAUACUUUCCAUUUAUUGUGAUAUUAUUAAGUGGCAUCUGUGAGUGCGUAAAAAACCUUUAAUAUGGGAAAGGAUUAUUACAAAACAUUGGGAAUAGCCAAAGGCGCCAGCGACGAUGAUAUUAAAAAGGCUUAUCGAAAAUUAGCUUUAAAAUACCAUCCAGACAAAAAUAAGACACCUGGCGCUGAGGAGAAGUUUAAGGAAGUAGCAGAGGCUUACGAAGUUCUAUCUGAUAAGAAAAAACGUGACAUAUACGAUCAGUACGGCGAAGAAGGUCUCAAAGGAGGUGUCAACGCAGGUGGUGGAUCUGGUGGUCCUGGAAACUUCUCCUACACAUACCAUGGAGACCCAAGGGCCACAUUUGCUCAAUUCUUCGGAAAUUCUACUCCGUUUUCUGCCUUCUUCGACUUUGGCAACAAUGGAAGAAUGUUUGGUAUGCAUGAUGAUGAUAUGGAUGUAGAUGAUCCCUUUGCUUCCCUCAGUGGAGGUCCCCAAAGAGGAGGCCCUGGCGGAGCCUUUAGAAGCCACUCGUUCAAUUUCCAGAGUCCUAACAGGAACAAGGAUAAAAUCCAGGAUCCACCAAUAGAGCACGAUUUGUAUGUGUCACUGGAAGACAUCACUAAAGGCUGUACAAAGAAAAUGAAGAUCAGCAGAAAAGUUUUACAACCAGAUGGAUCUACUAAGAAAGAAGAUAAAGUUUUGACUAUUAAUGUUAAGCCUGGAUGGAAGGCUGGAACUAAAAUCACAUUCCAACGUGAGGGAGAUCAAGGGAGAAACAAGAUUCCAGCUGAUAUUGUGUUCAUCAUCAGGGACAAGCCUCAUCCAUUAUUUAAACGAGAGGGCAGUGAUAUUAGAUAUACAGCUAAAAUUUCGCUCAAACAGGCCUUGUGUGGGUGCACAGUGGAAGUACCAACAAUGUCAGGCAAAACAAUACCACUGCAUUAUACAAAUGAAAUAAUCAAGCCAAAUACAACCAGACGCAUCCAAGGAUAUGGCUUGCCCUUACCCAAAGAACCAUCACGUAAGGGCGAUCUUAUUCUGAACUUUGACAUCAAGUUUCCAGAGAAUCUUUCACAGUCUGUCAAGGAUAUUUUAUAUGAUACUUUACCAAAUUAAUUUUUGACUAAUUUUAAGUUUAAGAGUGAAUGCAAUUGUGCGUUUUAGUACAGUUGAAUGAGAGCUGACUAUGUAAUAAUGUGUUUUUGCUUUUAAUUUUUAAUCAGACUAUAUUUCUUUUAAUAUGAUAGGUAACUUAAAUGAACAGUUCCAUAUUUAUUUAAAAAAUAUAUAUAUUAAAUAAAUUUUAAUUUUAAUGUACUGAUAUAAAAUGUUUUUGUGUAAAUACUUCCUGUGUAUUUUUUAUUUGGGUUAUGAUUAUUUGAUAGAUUAAGUAAGUUUAAUACUUUGUAAAUUUUCUUAGUAUUAAAUAUAGAUUUAAUAAAUUAUUAUUUUUUAA